This is a messenger RNA of Lolium perenne, 1177 nucleotides long. RefSeq lists its product as uncharacterized. Lineage: Eukaryota; Viridiplantae; Streptophyta; Magnoliopsida; Poales; Poaceae. The record is from RefSeq and is a predicted model, not a curated record.
UCGUUCUCUUUUUGUGCAGCAGCAUCUGUGCUCAUUAUCCUGAAGAAAACCUGCUGUUGCCAUUGGUCUUGCCAAUACCAACACCUCCGUGAAACCUUGCGUGAUUGGAGGGCGGAUGAGGGAGGAGAAGCUGAAGGGCGCAAAGUGGGGGAACCAGUAGGAUGAGGCACGGUGGCCACAUCCACGCAGAGCUUGAUAUGCCACUGGAAUCUCGAAGCAGCUGUUGAGCACCUCACCAUGGAAAUCCUGCUUAAUUUGAACGCAGCAGUCUCUCAAGUGCUUAAUUUGUAUCAUCAGCGAAUCGUUGUGUUCUUGCUGUUAUCCUGUUGGCGCCGACAACGGGCAGAUAGGCUGCAACCCUGGCGUCUCACAAGCGCCAGGUUUUUGCAGCAGCAUCUGUGCUCAUUAUCCUGAAGAAAACCUGCUGUUGCCAUUGGUCAUGCCAAUGCCAACACCUCCGUGAAACCUUGCGUGAUGGAGGGCGGACGAGGGAGGAGGAGCUGAAGGGCGCAAAGUGGGAGAACCAGUAGGAUGAGGCACGGUGGCCACAUCCACAUAGAGCUUGAUAUGCCACUGGAAUCUAGAAGCAGCUGUUGAGCACCUCACCAUGGAAAUCGUGCUGAAUCUGAAUGCAGCAAUCACGUGUUCUUGCUGUUAUGCUGGUGGCGUCGACAACGGGCAGAUAGUCUGCAACCAUGCGUCUCUCAAGUGCCAGGUUUUCACAGUAUCCAUGGCGAGAAUACAUUUUUGGGUACACCAACAAAUCCUGCAGUUUCUGAUUGAGUACCUGGAGGAUGCUCAAGUGCAUCAGUUGUUACUUUGGAUUGGAGAUCAUUUGGUUGAGGUGAGCAGCACCGCGUCCCAGAAGCAAAGGCGUGGUGAUGUAAGCAAUGCCAUUCCAGAAGUGUUGCUUGGCAGGGAAACUGGAGGGUGGCAAAUCAAGAAGUGAAAGCUGAACUCUUGUUUGAGAAUGUUCCAGAUGGGUCGUUCCCAACUCUGGAAUGUUCGAGAUGGGUCAAUUGAUUAUUGUCACUCCCAACUCUGGAAUGUUCCAGAUGGGUCGUUCUUGUAAUGCUCUUGACCAUUGUAAUUGUGUAGCUGUAGUCUGUUUGGUUGGACCGUGUGAUGCAGUUUUGUUGUAUUGUAGCACUUGUAUUAAUUAUUGUUUCAAUUGUGA